Molecule: messenger RNA, 977 nt
Organism: Clarias gariepinus (North African catfish)
Lineage: Eukaryota; Metazoa; Chordata; Actinopteri; Siluriformes; Clariidae
Gene: morn4
Product: MORN repeat containing 4
Exons: 5
Coding region: 166-606 (146 amino acids)
Source: RefSeq, a predicted model, not a curated record
GAGAAGUGCGCGAGACGAGAAGCGCGAUAGACUGGACGCUGCCGCAGAGAGCUCGAUACUGCUGUUUGCGUUUUUUUUUCUCAGUAUACCGAUUGAUUCACACAUUUUCAAAGGGAGUUUUAAUGCUUUUGCGACAACAGGGAUAUUUUACAGGGUGGUCGAGGUAUGACACUGACCAGAGGCUCCUUUACUUACUCAACUGGAGAAGAGUACAGUGGUGAAUGGAAGGAAGGAAGGCGACAUGGUGUAGGACAGCUGAAGUUCUCUGAUGGCACAUGUUACAAGGGUCACUUUGAGAAUGGUCUGUUCCAUGGCUCUGGGGUCUUAAUGUUCCCUGAUGGAUCCAGGUAUGAAGGUGAAUUCGCCCAAGGAAAAUUCCAAGGUGUUGGAGUUUUUAACAGAUUUGACGGGAUGAAAUUUGAAGGAGAAUUCAAAAAUGGCCGUGUGGAAGGACAUGGCUUGCUGACAUUUCCGGAUGGUUCCCAUGGUAUCCCACGGAACGAAGGGGUCUUUUCUGACAACAAGCUGCUAAAGCGGGAGAAGAGCCAGGCAGUGGUGCAAAGAGCCCGGAGCUCAGCCUGCACUGCACGCAGCCUCACUGUAUGAUCAACACACUAAUGAUCUGAUAAACAACCAUGCUGCUACUCUCAGAUCAGCUUCCCAAACUUCUACUCCUACUGCAGAGGCAAUGAGUGAAAUGGAUUCAGGAUCUCUUUCACUUACAGCAGACCCUCAGGAAUGGAUAACAGGGUUGCCUGUCCCUCUAUCUCUUUUUUCUCAGUGCUAGUCUGCCUCCAAUGCCUCUAGCUUAAAAUGUGUAGAAUAAAACUGGGCAAGGUUAUUACUACAUUAAUGUGAACUAUUUCAUCUUAGAUAUGAAGAAACCAAAGUCACCAUUAACAACAUGGGGCUACUGAGUGUUCUGUAUGAGAAGUUUGUGUGUAACAGUGAGUUUAUUUGCCUUUGUGAGACUAUGA